AAAGGCCACACCUCUCGUACAUUAAUUAUAUUCCGCGAGGAAUCACGUGGAUCGAUUUUUGGAGCGGUGACGUAGGCGGUCAUGUGACCGUACUGGUGAAAGCUAGUGUGUGCCGAGAGCGUAGAAUGGAUCAUUGUUAUCGUUGUCUGUAUCGAAGAAAUGUCUUAAUAGAUUUUAUAAUGUUACGGACGUAUUAAUCCCAACUGAAGAGUUAAAUCGUCCUUUAAUCUUUGACAUUUUGUUAGAAUGACAAAAUGACUGGGGAGGAGCUUCAAUUAAAAACUGUAUCGAGCGAGACCUCGCCCAAUCUUGGUUCACCCGAUGAUAUCAUGUGGACUUUAAUAUCCACCAGCGAGCUAAAGACGAACCAGAUGUCAACAUGGAUACCAGCCAAACGUAUAAUGACAUUCAUGGGCAUGGUAUCUGCCCUGUGUACCAUUAUUGUAAUAGCAAUCGUCAUAGUGGCGGCACUCUUCUUGCAGCAAUCCUCCAAGCCGACAUCUAGCAUUGUUUACAUCAUACCAAUACCCGAAAAACUUCAUAACAAACCUCAAACUGUUAUCAUAAGAAGGAAAAACGUUCAAAGUUUGAAGAAACAAAUAGCCGAAAUGGCCAUAGCCUUAAAGACUUAUUAUGAUAAACAGAACACUUCAGAAGUGAGAUCGUGUAAUUUCGCAAUGGCUCCAACUCACGAAGGUUUGUGCCGCUUUCCACUGGAGUUAAUUAACAAGAAUUGCACUAUUAAUAAUUUAUUCGGAUACGAUACUGGAAAUCCUUGUGUUGCCUUAAUUUUUCACGUGCAACCCAAAUGGCAACCGAUAUCUUACGAUCUAGAAGUGCCAGACACAAGUCUAGACGGUGAUUACGAUCCCAUGUUGGUGUAUCUUACAUGUAAUACUGAUUAUAAUUAUGGGAUGAAGAUGGAUUAUUCACCAUUUCAUGGUUUUCCACGUCACUUUUUCCCACCUUCUGUUCGCGAUUCUUACUUACCACCGUUAGUUAUGGUGCAGUUUAUUGGGGUCCCCAUAAAUGUCGAAAUGGAUAUUAAAUGUCGUUUGUGGGCCAAAAAUAUCAAUCGCGUAAGUCAUCAAUAUCCUGUAUUUGUCGAAACGGCUUUUAACUUAUUAAUAAAAUAAUAAUAAUUAUUUUUUUUGUGAUGAUUUUAAAUAAAAGUUUAAAAUUUACCAAUUUGCAUAUAUAAAUAUUUGC
Centruroides sculpturatus (bark scorpion) is the source of this 1209-nucleotide messenger RNA. RefSeq names its product probable sodium/potassium-transporting ATPase subunit beta-3. The transcript has 3 exons. Gene Ontology annotation, cellular component: sodium:potassium-exchanging ATPase complex. Gene Ontology annotation, biological process: sodium ion export across plasma membrane; intracellular sodium ion homeostasis; potassium ion import across plasma membrane. The record is from RefSeq and is a predicted model, not a curated record. Bases 255 to 1136 code for a protein of 293 amino acids. Lineage: Eukaryota; Metazoa; Arthropoda; Arachnida; Scorpiones; Buthidae. Gene Ontology annotation, molecular function: ATPase activator activity.